Molecule: messenger RNA, 678 nt
Organism: Parathielavia appendiculata
Lineage: Eukaryota; Fungi; Ascomycota; Sordariomycetes; Sordariales; Chaetomiaceae
Exons: 1
Coding region: 157-615 (152 amino acids)
Source: RefSeq, a predicted model, not a curated record
CAACUUCACCCUCUCUCUCCCCUUCUUAAAUGACUCGGGAGGUUCUCGCUCACGAGACAGCGCUUCUGCUCCGAGUCGCCCUUAAACAAACAGAAUGAUUCCUGACAUGGAUGGGCAGAUUCCCUCGGCGGCGCAGUAGCCUCCUUUCUAGGCAUCAUGCUCUCCGAACCCGACCCAGGAUACCCAAACGCGCUUUUUUACAUCCUCCGAACCGCACACCAACCCAUUCUCCCAACAACCAGACACUACCUGUCCGCCCCCGUCCCACGCCCGCCUGCCUCCUGGCCGACUGAUCCACGUCUAUGCCUACGGCCCGCCCUCGACCGUCUCCUCCCGUCUCUGCGCUGUCACCCGAGACCUGAUAACCACCAUCCAUCGUCCACGGCAACGACGUGGUCCCCUACCUCUCUCUCUCGGCCUUUUCCGCGACAUCCAAGCCGCCGCGCUCGCCAUCAAAUCCGACUUUGCCACCUCCACGGCGACGGAAAUCGCGCGACGCAUCCGGCAAGCAGUGUCCAACUGCGUCUCCCUCUUCGAGCCGGCCGGGGGCGGCUUGCCGCAGGGGCCCGACGACGGCGAAUGGCCGUUUGCCACGCUCAAGGUGCUCCGGGUUAACAUGAUGCACGACAAACUGGUGCCGCCGGGGGAGGUGUUUGUCGCGGCGAGUACGCCGCGCCC